Messenger RNA from Fonticula alba, 667 nucleotides. RefSeq names its product ferredoxin, 2Fe-2S. NCBI's taxonomy places the organism in Eukaryota, Rotosphaerida, Fonticulaceae. The transcript is spliced from 3 exons. Gene Ontology annotation, cellular component: mitochondrion. Gene Ontology annotation, biological process: P450-containing electron transport chain. Gene Ontology annotation, molecular function: 2 iron, 2 sulfur cluster binding. Bases 77 to 562 code for a protein of 161 amino acids. The record is from RefSeq and is a predicted model, not a curated record.
CACCCCCCUCCCCCCCUCCCUCCCUCUCCUCCUUUCUUUCUCCUGCACUCCCUCUGCUCCUUCCUCCGCACACAGCAUGCUGUCUCUGAUUUCUGCGCGCGUUGCCCGCCAGUCGCUAGCUGGCGCCACGCAAACCUCCCGCCUGCUGGCUGCCCAGAUGGCGCCGCGCCGCGCGCACUCCACCUCCUCGGCUGCUCCCGAUGCCGCCACCGUCAAUGUCACCUAUGUCUCCGCCACCGGCGAGGAGUUCCCCGUGGUUGGUAAGGUUGGCGAAAACCUCCUGACGCUGGCUCACGCCAAUGACAUUGACCUGGAGGGCGCUUGUGAGUGCUCCUGCGCAUGCUCCACCUGCCAUGUCAUUGUGCACCCGGCUUUCUAUGACAAGAUCCCCGAGCCCACCGACGAGGAGAACGACAUGCUGGACCUGGCCUUCGGCCUGCAGGAGACCUCGCGCCUCGGCUGCCAGGUGCAGCUGACUCCCGAGCUGGAGGGGAUCCGCCUGCUGCUGCCGGUGGCCACGCGCAACAUGGCGGUUGAUGGCUUCAAGCCGACCCCGCACUAAGCGUGUAUUCCUCCCCUCCCCCUCUUGGAGUCCGGUUGCCGUCCAUCGCUCGGCCUCCCUGACGUGCUCUUGCACAAUCUCCUCUCUCUCCCUCCCCCCCCCCCU